GCGAUUUUGCGCUACCGACGACGAUGAGCAACGAGGUCACGAUCGACGACUUUCCCGCUUUGAGGUUGAAGCAUGUGCAUAUUAAAAACGAAGUUGCACUUCUAAAGACAAUAAAUACGAUUUUACGAGAUGGCACGGAUAAUCUGCAGGUGGUUACAGAUUUUGACUUAACGCUUACAAAGCAACAUAUAAAUGGAAGACAUAUACUUAGUAGUUUUGGUAUGUUCAAAAAAUGCAAGCAAUUACCGCAACAUUAUUCAGAUAAGGCUAAGUGCCUGUACGAGAAGUACAGACCCAUGGAGAUAGAUCCAAAUUUGCCCCUCAAUGAAAAAGCAGAUGCUAUGCGCGAUUGGAUGACAGCUGCACAUGAUAUACUAAAAGGUAUCGAAUUCGAUCCUCAUGAGAUAGAAGAAGUAGCCCAAGAAUAUGGCAAUGUAUUACGUGAUGGUACAAAAGAGAUUUUGGAAAAGCUAUAUAAUGCAAGAGUGCCGAUUGUAGUGUUGAGCGCUGGCUUAGGAGAUAUGGUGGAAGCUGUAUUGAAAUACAAUAAUGUUCUCUUUGAUAAUGUAAAAGUAAUCUCUAACUUUCUGAGGUACAAAGGAAAUCAAUUAGAUGGAUUUAACAAUGACGUGCUUAUACAUGCCUAUAAUAAAAAUGAAUGUGCAGUGACAAAAGAUUAUCUAACAGUACUCGGAAAGAGGCGAAAUAUAUUGUUAAUGGGCGAUACGAUUGGUGAUGCAAGUAUGGUAGACGAACUAGAAGAUACCAAAACAGUUUUGAAAAUAGGAUUUCUGUAUGAACAUGUAGAAGCUAGCUUAGACUCAUUCAUGGAAAAAUUCGAUAUCGUUCUCGUCGAUGAUCAAACAAUGCAAGUGCCGAUGGAAAUAUUGCAAAGUAUCUUAUAAUAAUGUCUGUAUCAAUUAAUACUUUUUUAUACUCGCGUGUAUGUAUACAUGUACAUAUCUAUAAAAAUGCUACAUAUAUGUUAGUAUUUUUGCAUACAUGCUUUGUAAUUCAGAGUACAGAAUGAUUUAUUUUACAAUUCAAAUGAAAGUAUAAUUAAAAUUAAUUUAAAUAUAUUUCUUAAUAUAAUUUUUAAUAUUGACAUAUAUAUUUAUAUAUACAGAUUAUGCUCAUCUUUAUCUGGUACAAAGAAUGUAUAUUUUAAAUAAAUUAAAUUUCAUUUUAACUUAUACAAAAUUAAGAAACCAAAUGUACUUGCUAAAAUUUUAUAAAUAUAUAUGUAUACUUGAUGUUUAAUUAUAAUAUCCAUUAUGUAAUUGACACUGAAACUGAAUAGUUUUAUAAAAUUUGAUUGAUUAAUUGU
Molecule: messenger RNA, 1327 nt
Organism: Cataglyphis hispanica
Lineage: Eukaryota; Metazoa; Arthropoda; Insecta; Hymenoptera; Formicidae
Gene: cN-IIIB
Product: 7-methylguanosine phosphate-specific 5'-nucleotidase
Exons: 5
Coding region: 24-905 (293 amino acids)
Cellular component (GO): cytoplasm
Molecular function (GO): 5'-nucleotidase activity; magnesium ion binding
Source: RefSeq, a predicted model, not a curated record